UUUUGGGCUGAUUGGUCAUAAACACAUGUUGUGUAUUUGUGAGUGAGAUGACAGAUGAGACAGGACUCCACAGGAGGACUAUUUCUCUCUCUCUCUCUCUCUCCGUUAUGUUGAGGGAAUGCGGUCAGGGGCCCAACGGGGGGGGAGAGAGAGAGCUGUUCCACUCCAGCACGCACUUCAUCUCCAGCGCAGAUCCGCUCUCUCUUUCUGCGGUCGGAGACACAGUGUCCCGCUGCUUGAAGAGUUUCUCCGCGCUGUAAUGAGGCUCCGUGGCUCCGCGGAGCGGCGGAGGGAGACGGGAGAGACGGGGGAGGAGGCGCGGGGAGGCCGCGGAGGGGCUCCGGAGACGGAGAAACCGAGAGAGCGAGAGAUGGCGGCGGGAGGAAUCACCACGCUCCCCGCUUUACCGGAGGACGGCGCUAGCGGAGGCUUUCCUCCGGUGAACUUCAAGGAGCCCAAGCGGCUUUACUGCAAGAACGGCGGCUUCUUCCUCCGGAUCCAUCCCGACGGUCGAGUGGACGGCAUCCGCGAGAAGAGCGACCCGCACAUUCGGCUGCAGCUCCAGGCCACGGCCGUCGGUGAAGUGGUGAUCAAAGGGAUCUGUGCUAACCGUUACCUCGCCAUGAACGCAGACGGACGACUGUUCGGGACGAGAAGAACAACAGAUGAAUGUUAUUUCCUGGAGCACCUGGAGUCGAACAACUACAACACCUACCGAUCCCGGAAGUAUCCCGACUGGUACGUGGCUCUGAAGAGAACAGGCCAGUAUAAAUCGGGUUCGAAGACCAGCCCGGGCCAGAAGGCCAUCCUGUUUCUGCCCAUGUCAGCCAAGUGCUGAUGGAGAG
Onychostoma macrolepis is the source of this 845-nucleotide messenger RNA. It is a transcript of the gene fgf2, whose product is annotated as fibroblast growth factor 2. Gene Ontology annotation, cellular component: cytoplasm. Gene Ontology annotation, molecular function: fibroblast growth factor receptor binding; growth factor activity. The record is from RefSeq and is a predicted model, not a curated record. The transcript has 3 exons. Gene Ontology annotation, biological process: positive regulation of protein phosphorylation; positive regulation of gene expression; regulation of cell migration. NCBI's taxonomy places the organism in Eukaryota, Metazoa, Chordata, Actinopteri, Cypriniformes, Cyprinidae. Bases 119 to 838 code for a protein of 239 amino acids.